GAAAGAGAAUAAUUAGUCUGCCCCCAGGUUACAUGAGAACUGCACAUUUAGCAGGCCUAAUCAAGAAAAUGAAAUACACAGCAGAGUGUGGAGAUCUGGGGAGAUACUUGUAUCCAGCAUUAACGUAUUAAAAUGACUCUUCAAUUCUGUUUCAGUGACACAGAGCUGCAAAUCGCUCCAUACAAAAUGUUGUGACUUCUGGUGCCUUCUGAUCAAGAGACCAUAAUUUCUCUCACAUUCUAUAAUGAUGCCUUCAGUUAUCCACAGGAAAGAGAUGGGUGAAGAAUUUACUUCAUUAAAAUGCAGUAAAAUGUAGUUUACUAUUAAAUCUGAUGAUUGCAGCUGUCAAUAGAUUUUUACUGUGAAGGAUGCUUGUUGAGUUUUGGUCCAUUGAGAUGAGAAUUUUUUUUGGUACUUGAUAGCAGAACGAUGAGAAGAAACAAGAUAUAUACUGAACAUAAACAUGGAAGAGAGUUAGAGGCUGAAAUCUGUAGGCAAAGGUACUGCACAUGACAACUUUCUGACUAGGGUGGGUGAGAUAUGCUGCAGCUCAUCCUCGGCAUUAGGAAACGAUGGUUUCUCCGUCACUUUAUUCCUUUUAUUUUCUUCAUGAAAGAUUUUAAACUUGCGUUACACAAAUACUGUACCACUGCUCUCUGUGUAUGAGGCAGAGCAGUUAUGAUUCUCCUUGGGAGAGCUGUUACCUUGUCUUUGUGGAUGGCAAAUGUGGAUUGUUUGGAACAUAUGAAGCUGAAAAAUCUCUGCUCUUUGAAGGGCCCAUGUCUUACUUGCACUGAUCAUUCCUUCAGAGCUCACUUUCUGAACUCCUGUACCUGAUUUCCUGGCACCUGUGUCUUUGAGAAUGUUAAGUUUCCUGACCAUUCUUUCUAUUCCCCCUUGAAAAUUUAUUCUUUAGCUCCACCUCCUGGCUCUCGGUCCAUGGAAAAGAGGAUCCUUGGGAAUCACAGGAGCUCAAGAAGAGAUCAGAGGUAUUAAUCGUAGCUUACAAGCCUUGUUAGUGUAGAGGUGUAUUUGGGGUCAUUAUAGCUGGGGCAGGACAACAUUUGUUGAGUCCCCUCAUACUGGUUUCCAGAGACAAGUGUUCCUCUGAAGAGGUGAACGGUGGCUCACAAUUUUUGCAUUUUGUUGGGCUUUUGGUUUCUCAACAGUGGCAGUUUCAGUACGUAACAGACCUCACAAAACAAUCUUUCUUUAUAACUUGUUUUACUUUAGUACUUCCUCAAUUUCAUGAGGGUGGGGAAGUACAGAAGAAACUGACACUGAAACAUUAGAAAAAACAAUCUCUGAGGCCUUGCAAAGGGGUCUUGAUUCACACAGGGACAAACGCCGAGACCAGGCUCAUCCUAUUCAUUCAAGAUCUACCUAAAACCCAGAGGAACAGAGCUUAACCAUCUGGAUUUAGGAAGCUGAAAAUCAUGUCUCUUCCCCGACAGCUGCGAGAAAAGAGUGAUUUUGACCAGCUUCCAGAUGAUGUACCUGUUUCAGCUAACAUUGCAGAUAUCGAAGAGAAGAAAGGCUUUACUAAUUAUUAUAUGUUUGUCAUUGAAGUAAAGAUUAAAAGUGGUGGCAGAUACCUGAUUUUCCGACGCUAUCGUGAGUUCUAUGCCCUCCACACCAAACUAGAGGAGAGAUAUGGGGGGGAGAGCAAAAAUAGCCCUUUUACCUGCACACUCCCUGUAUUGCCAGGGAAAGUUUAUGUUGGAGCUAAAAGGGAAAUUGCUGAGAACAGGAUUCCCAUCCUAAAUAUCUACAUGAAGAACCUUCUCUGCCUACCUGUCUGGGUGUUGAUGGAUGAGGAGGUGCGUCUGUUCUUCUACCACUCAAAUUUUGAUAGUGAACAGGUGCCCAGAAGGCUGAGACGGCUUCGCCCACGGACGCGCCGAGUUAAAAGCAUUUCAUCCCAACUGCCUGUUUUGGACCGUGUAGCAACUCCUCGGGCUGAGGCACUAUUUGAUUUUUCUGGAACCAGUAAACUGGAACUCAGUUUCAAGAAAGGAGACUUGAUCUACCUCCUCAGCAGAGUAAACAAGGACUGGUUGGAGGGAACAGUUAAUGAUACCACUGGGAUUUUCCCAUCUGCUUUUGUGAAGAUCAUAAAAGAUUUACCGCAGCAGGAAGAUACAGUUAAUAAAAUACGCUGUUAUUACUAUGAUGAGACAGUAAGCACUAUCAGGGAUAUAUCAGUAGAAGAGGAUCUGAGCAGCAUUCCAUUAUUCAAAGAUCUCAUGGAACUGAUAAAGCAGGAGUUUGACCAACAUGACAUUGUUUUGAAUUACCGGGACUUCGAUGGCGAUCUGGUCCGGCUGCUCUCUGAUCAGGAUGUUGAGCUCAUGGUGUCUCAGAGCAAGAAAAUGACAACUGAGAAGCAUUUCUUCCCUUGGAAAUUGCACAUCACUCACAAGGACGACUUCAGUGUCUACAGCACUAGUCCAGCAAUAGGCGAUACACAAACAGUUAGGGCGACAUGAGUGCUGUAGGGUAGCAGUUCCAGUAGGUAGCUACAUUGUCCUUCAGGAAUCCUUCUCUGCAGACAGUUUCUUUUAACAAGGCUUUGAAGUGAGAUGAAAAGAGUAACACUUAGUAAUUUAUUACCUUUCAAUGUAAAAUCUGUACUUAGCUUUUUGAGCUGUUUAGCACUCCUCUGUAAUAAAGACAUCUUUAUGAAGACCAGAGAAAGUGAGGAAUAGAGAAGUAAAAUCACUGGAUUUGUUCCCAAAGCAAAUCACUGUUAUCUUGCAAUAGAAGUUAAGCUGAGGGUCCUGAGCCGAAGAUCUGCUCUAAUCUCCAUCCUUGCUUCCAGAGUCAAUUACUUGCCCAGAAUGUCUUCAUAAGCUUUUUUUUUUUUUUUUGUCCUCGACUGCCACUGCCUUAUUUUCACUUCUUAGUAUGAAAGUUUCUGUGCCGUUGCUUAUGAAAGCAGUAUUGAUUUCUAUCACAUGGGAGACUGACCAGACAUUCAGAGUUUGUUCUAGAAGCAUCAAGAAAGCUUUAUUUCAGCAAAGAAAUUACAGCCUGGUUUCGCUUUCUUCUUUCCACUGGCCCGUACUUCAAAAUCUGUAGAUCAAAUCUAGUAUACUUGCAGUGUUACUUAUAGACUUCUCAUAAUUGUACAGUCUAUCUGUUUCCACAUUCUGGGAUAAGUGGUGUGAUGUCUAUCCAAGUAGUAAUCUCUUCUUGGUCUCUCUUCUGCUUGCUAACCCCUCAACGCAAAACAGAACUAAUAAUAAAUUACUAUAUCAGACUUUUCAGUAAAUAAAGUUAUGCAUAUGUUUA
Messenger RNA from Numida meleagris (helmeted guineafowl), 3294 nucleotides. RefSeq names its product neutrophil cytosolic factor 4 (gene NCF4). Gene Ontology annotation, cellular component: NADPH oxidase complex. Gene Ontology annotation, molecular function: phosphatidylinositol binding; protein binding; superoxide-generating NADPH oxidase activator activity. Gene Ontology annotation, biological process: respiratory burst; phagocytosis; superoxide anion generation. Bases 1437 to 2489 code for a protein of 350 amino acids. NCBI's taxonomy places the organism in Eukaryota, Metazoa, Chordata, Aves, Galliformes, Numididae. The transcript is spliced from 10 exons. The record is from RefSeq and is a predicted model, not a curated record.